AGACGUACGUCUUUCAAUACGUCCUAACGUAGUAACUCAGAAAGCAGACAAAAUAAAAAGCUGCAGUAUUUUUUAUAAAUUAUGCUAUAAACCUCAUUUUUCACGAUGGAGAAUAAAAAAUGGAAGCACGAACUUUUAAUGGAAAACCUGAGAGCGAAAUCUUCUCGAUCUCUUAUGGAAAUAGCUAAGAGUACUCGAUUAAAUUUACUUGAAAGAAGAUUCAAUAUCGAUGCUGUUGAAAAGCAAACACUUCAAAAUGCUUUAGAUAAUCUCCAGAAUAACAUUCAAGUGAAAAAUAGAGCCCAUUUGAUUGAGCGUUUGGAAUCAAUAACAAGACGAUCUUUGCUUAAAUUCACCGACAAUGCAAACACAAAUUCGUGUUUUAUUUCCUCUGAUAUGUUUUAUUUGGAAAUAUUGUUGGACCCUCAGUCAGGAAAAGUUAAUGAUGUGAAGGUACAUCAUGAAUGUUCCAACGAAUCGCAAUCGGAGCCUCAUCUAAUUGAUGUAUUGAGGAAAGGAGAUUUCAUUGAUUUUACACAACAACUUGAAGGAUUCCAAUCAAUCUAUCAACUCAAUGCUGAGUCAAAAAUCAAAUCUAAAGCAUAUAUUGCUAUACAAGCUUUAGAAAACGACCUCUUAAAUAUAUUCGGUUUGGAAUGCAUGCAAAUGCAACCUGAGUCGAUGGUUUUGAACUCCUCUCUUGGUCUUGCAAUGAAACGUCAGGGUGGACAUCCAUUGAAACUUCUCUUCUUUAUUCGACCAACCGAGCUUCUUAAUCUUGAAAUGAAACGAAUGGACUCUUUAACAGAUGCAUUGCAAACUGCAAAUUUUGCGAAGAGAAUUAUUGGAAAUAGUGUUUCGAUAAAUUUAGAGGCUGCUGCUCCUUCGAACAAACUACAGAUCACUUCUCUGCUUAUAAAAAAUGUUGGAAAAUCUGACGCUCAUUAUAACUUCAAUCCAAUAAAUCUUCAUAACUCAACGAUGCUUCCAGCAACAUUUGUGUUGAGACUUAAUCAAGCCAUGCCAGUAUCAACAGAGUUUAUUGAUGAAAUUAAGAAAAUAACAAAUAAUUUAGGAGUAUUUGGUGACAGAAGCUCGGUGAAGUUAGAGAAUAGUGAUGAUGAACGGCAUGCUCCAGGAUUAUUAAUCAGUAUGAUUGUCAAUUCAGAAUCUCAGGGAUUAUCUAAUAAUGCUCAGAAAGGAUUAUUUGUAACACUUGCUGAUCAAUCGCAUUGUUAUUUCAUAUCUGAUAAUCCAGAAAUGACUGGUACGAUCGUUAAAAGCAUUCAAUUCACUGAACCAUCUCAUGUCAUCAAAAUUGUUAAAAUGCUUCGUCAACAAGCGUUCUUUAAUGCUUUAAUUGCAUCUUGUGUUCGUAAACCAGCAGAGUGUCCCAAUCUCGACUGCUUUAUAUUCGAAGUUAAUGUUGUUUCGAUGAGUUUCAUUCAAGUUAUUGUUGAACAUCCUAUUGAAGAGACUAUCGUAACAGUGGAACUUGAUAUCUCAGAUAUUAGACGAAUUAAUGUAAAAAUUAAUGGAAGUGAACAUCAAUUCGAUUCGAAGCUUGAAAAUUAUAUUCUUCGCGUGUUUCAAAAAACAAUGUCAAUUCCCAUGAUUCUAAGAUCACUUAUUAAAUAUUGGGAAAAUAAAUCGCAAGAUUUUCAACGUUUACAAAAGAAAGUUUUCAAUAAUGAAUUUUAUGAUUCAACUUCGGAUCCAAAACGUGGCGAUACAAAUGAGAAGAAAGAUGAACGGGAAAGAAACUCAUCAAGUGGAACAAUUGACGCAUCUUAUAAUGGAAAUGGCAGUGGUAGUGGUAGUGUCAAUAAUGUUUCAGGAGCUUUUGAUAUUUGUGGUACAAAUAAAAAUGAGAUCUUCUUUAAAACAGCGAAUGAUCAAUCAAAACAAGUUCGUCAUGAUUUGGAGGUAAAUAUUGAUAUUUUCGAUCAACAAAGAACGAGUAAAAUGUCAAGAGGAAUGGCUUUUGAUUUGAAUGAUGAGAAUGAUGAUCUUAUCAGAUGUAAUUUGAUGACUGAAGAUAUGUUGAUUGAUAAUUCGCCAUCGCCAAUGUCAAGCAACAGUUCUGGCGAUGUGGAGAAGAAUUUGAUUUUUCAAGCAAAAAAUCGAAUGCCAUCACAGAAAUCUUUGGAUGUUUUUGAAUUUAAUGAUCCAUCACCACCACCAGCAGUGACAGUAAUUCCACCUUUACAAUCACCACUUGCUGAAGAAAGAAGCAAAAAAGUACCAACGCCAAGAGCGUCACCAUCAACGAUUUCUACUCAUUCUCGAGUACACGACAUUGAGAUUAUUCCAUUAAAAAGCCAAUCUCCAGUAACAGAGCCAUCAAUGUUAAGUCAUGGUUCGAUUUCAAUCCAUCCAAUUAACAAUUUCUAUGAGAAACCGAAAUCUGAGAAAAAAAAGAAAAGAAAGCGUGAAGAUGGUGACAUGGGAUCACCAGCUGCUGUAAAGAAGAAGUUGAGUGAUUCUCUUGGAAGUUCGAUGGCAAAUAAAAGUUCAGGAAGUGGUGGACAGUUGUUAGGUAAACCAUCAGCAAGUUUUAAACCAAAAAAAUCACCAGCAAGAGGACUUGAAGGUAUUGAUGAUUCGACAUUUAUGAAUUUUGGAGCUGAACAGACAAUCACAACUGUCACAUCACCACUUCCAUCUCCUCAAAGUUUAUUGAAGAAUUCCAGUUCAGCACAAGUUAAUCGUAAAAGUUCGUUGAGUGCUGUCAUAAACAAACUCAAAUCUGAGAUGAGUGACGCAAUUGCGACAUCUCAUGGAGAUGAAAAGAAAGGCGAAUAUCAAAUAAAAUCGAGUGGAAGUGAUGGAAUUAAAAUAACUUUUAAUAAAACAAAAUCUUCAAAAAGUCCAAAAUCACCUAAACAUACUGGACUUAAACCUGGAGUAAAUUCUGGACCAGCUUCAAAGAAAUCUUCACAAUCACAUAAAAGUUCAUCACAAAAACUUCUUUAUCAGAAAUCAAAUUCAUCGGGAUCAUUAAAUCCACAAACUUUUACAAUGUCGCCGAAAUCAUCGUCUCAACCAAGUAGAUCGUCAUCGAAGGAAAGAUCGAAGGAAGGCAGCGUUAGUCCCAUGUCUGGUUUUGCUGGCACAUCAAAUGAUAUGUUGAAGAAUAUGCUUAAAAUGGCAUCAACUGGACCACGUCCCGAUGUAAUAAAAUCAUUCGAUAAAAACUUUCAAAUCCCUAAAUUAUCAUCGCGUGGGAAAUCUGAUGAGAAAACGUCAUUUGAAGACAAUUUCAAAUUGAUGCAUCCACGAUCAGCUCCAACGACACCAGUUCAUCAUCUUACACCUUCACCAACAUUAGAUUUUAUGAGAGAUGGUGGUGCAGGUGGAAAUCUUUUCCAACCAUCUAUGCAGAAUUCUUUCUUAACUUCAAAUCAACAAUUAAAUAACAAAUCUGUUAAUCAAAAUAAAAAACUUUUUAAGAGUGUCAGCUCGGAACAUCUGCCUGGAGAAGAGAAUGAAAAGUUUCCAAAAUCAAGCGAUAGUAAUGACAAUGAUUUCCAGACUUUCCUUCGAGCUCAAUCAAAAAUGAACGAUCAAGCUGUGUCAAUGCAAAUUUUCAAAUCAAUUGAUUUGGGUGGAAAUAUGACACAAAGUGGAGGAAAUCUUCAAAUGAAUGAUUCUAUGUUUAAUGAUGAUGAUUUGAGUUUCAUACGAAACGAGAUGUGACAGAAAGUUUUGCCUCAACUAUCUUAGAUAAGAACAAAUAAAAUUAAUUUGAAUUUCUGAUAAAAAGCUAUUGAAGAUAAUUUUCAUAUACAAACAUUUCAGUUUGGUGCAGCUUUUAUAAGGGCUUAACUUGAUGGAUAAUGCGGAGAUUUUUUAAGAUUAUUCUUUAAUAAAAGGGGCUCUAGUUACUUUAAUAUUCGACCUUAAAUUAUUUAAAAGUUGCUUGAUGUAUUUAUUCCUAUCCUUAAACAUAUCAUCGAAAUUCGAAUAAAUAUUGGAGAUUUGAUUUUAAUUAGCUAAGUAAAUUCCUGAAUUUAUUAAAAAAAUAAUCCUAAUGAUUAUGAUGAAAUUAAAAAC
Clunio marinus is the source of this 4056-nucleotide messenger RNA. Lineage: Eukaryota; Metazoa; Arthropoda; Insecta; Diptera; Chironomidae. The record is from the annotation of a GenBank genome assembly.